ACAGGACGUGCAGUAGUGAGACCAGUUAGUAUCCCGCUGGGUUCACUUUGCAAUUACCAAACUCCAUAACAAGUUACCGAUUCCAAGGCCAUGACCAAGCACGAGGAGAUCAAGACCAUGCAGCUCUACCGUCAUUUGGACCGCAUCGAUCGUCGCCUGAAGGAAUUAGGCUACAUCAGCAAGGACGCCCCCGUGGAUCCGGAGCAGUUGAGCACGCUAGACUCGCUGCACUUCUUUGGAGACGAACCCAUCUGCCGCGUCGUGGAGCUGCUGGACGAGACUCCGGGAGAGAAGAAGGUGCUGGACAUUGGUACGGGCUUUGGAGGCACCGCUCGGUUGUUGGCACACCGCAGUGGAUGCAAGGUGGACGCUUUGGAGCUACAACCGGACCUGAGUGAGGCCGGUCGAGAGCUUACUCGACGUUGCGGGCUGAGCGACCAAGUUUCGCACUUGAACGGUGACUUCUUAGAGCUUUCGCUUAAAAGAAGCGAGUUCGACGCAGUGAUUGGGUUGCUGUGCUUCUUGCAUAUCGGUCAUUGGCGUCAGCUCUUCCAACGCUGCUACGAUAGUCUCAAACCGGGUGGAUUCCUGUAUGUCGACGACUUUUUCCUUCGUGGUGAGAAGCUGACAAACGAGGACGCGCUUACGCUCAAGCAAGACAUUUACUGUGCCGAUCUGCUGCGUCAAGAGGAGAUUCGAGUUGUGUUGAAAGCUUGCGGCUUUGAAAAAAUCGAUUUCCAAGACGUGACGGACAAGUGGCAGCCGUAUGUGUCGGAUCGUGCCACGCAGUAUCAUGCAACGUUGGAGACGCACAUCGCUCGUGAUGGCGAGGCAGCAGCUCAUGAUCUUGACCACUUCUACUCUCGCGUAGCACGUUUAUUCCAAGAUGGAAACGUGGGAGGCUACACGUUGAUCGUGCGUAAACCGCUUUGAAAUUGAAUUCAGUUUAGCUGUGGCUACAGUAGCUAGCUCUCACAUACUCUCUUUGCCAACAGUAAAUAAUUCACUUAUACAUUUGAUGCAGCCAUUCUGGAACCAUCAUUUACAUGAUGCUCAUGACAC
This is a messenger RNA of Phytophthora nicotianae INRA-310, 1062 nucleotides long. RefSeq lists its product as hypothetical. The transcript has a single exon. The record is from RefSeq and is a predicted model, not a curated record. Bases 91 to 933 code for a protein of 280 amino acids. NCBI's taxonomy places the organism in Eukaryota, Oomycota, Peronosporomycetes, Peronosporales, Peronosporaceae.